Saccharomyces eubayanus is the source of this 2151-nucleotide messenger RNA. RefSeq names its product Ccz1p (gene CCZ1). The transcript has a single exon. Gene Ontology annotation, cellular component: intracellular membrane-bounded organelle; Mon1-Ccz1 complex. Gene Ontology annotation, biological process: vesicle-mediated transport. Bases 1 to 2151 code for a protein of 716 amino acids. The record is from RefSeq and is a predicted model, not a curated record. NCBI's taxonomy places the organism in Eukaryota, Fungi, Ascomycota, Saccharomycetes, Saccharomycetales, Saccharomycetaceae.
AUGACAAAUAUGCGACUGCGAUAUAUCACCGUUUUUGAUCCGUCGAGGUCCACCAACGAAGAUGACACUUUUAAGCAGCUAUUACUAUUCCAUUCUUUUGGCGAUAAUGAUCCGGUCCCGUCUUUGAACGAGAAACUGUCAACUAUAGGGAUAAUUCAGGGCAUUUGGUCACUCACCAAUUCGGGCUCAAGCAGUGAUGACCAGAAUGAAGACUUAGAAAAAAUCAUAGAGCUAGAUAAUGAUGUACUGCUGUGUAUCAAAGUUGAAUCAAGGUUUUUCAUUAGUUUAGCAAUAUCAAAUGGUAGUGGUGAUGAGAAUACGAUACCGUUUCAAUAUUUUAGUUCUUACUUGUGGCUCAGUUACAAAUUCUUUAAGCUACUGAAUGGCCCUUUUGCCAGAUUCAAUAAAGAUUUCAAUAAACUAACGGAUUUAUUGAACGAAUUCGUCCUCCCGUUCUGGAACGAUAUCUAUCUAAACUUGGAAACAAUAACAAAUAGGUCGUUUACUGUUAUUUGGCCCGAUUUCUACAAAAGGGCGAACUUCCAGCAUGGAUCUUUCAACCCAGUAAUUAACAACACUGAUAAAGAAUCUUGGGAUGCUAUAGUUUUACAAAAAAUUCUGCUAGAUAAAAAAAGCUACCUAGGCAUUAAGGACAUUUUGGUUUACCAUUUACCAAAAUACAAUGAUACAAGUACGAAAGUGCCCAUUGGAACAAAAACUUAUGGACUAGUAAGAAACUUCACCAAUGAUUUGAAGACUUUACCAGAUAUAUCCAAUUGGUUGUACCAUUUACAUUACACCUAUGGCGAAAUAUCAAGUCAUAUAUUAACAGGGAACGCCCAUUUCAAGGAAGAGCUACCGGUAGAAGAAGAACAAGAACAAAAUCAACCCACACGCGAAGGGGGUGAAGGAGGAGGAGAAGAAGAGGAAGAAGAGGUAGAACAACAACAGCAACAACAGCAAAAUACCCUACCAAACCAUACGAACAACCUUUCUUUAUCAGAAAGGAUGAUGCAUAACGUAACGCUUCCCAUUUCAUUUGCAUACGACGCCAUACAUGAAGUGAGUACAACAACCGGUGUUUCCAGUAGUUUAUCUAUGAUAAUGGAUUAUGUACCAAAACCUCACUGGCCAUUUCUGUCAUCAUCUUCCAACAAAAAUGACAGUAAAAACAAAAGCACAGGUAUCAACGAUCGCACAAAAACGAAUACUACAUUAAUAACAGAGUCAGAAACAAUUGGAGGAACCAUAGGAAGUUCAAGGUUUGGAUUUUUAAUAUCUCCAUUGAGCUGCAACCUGUUACCGCCAUCAUACCAAGCUUUGAAAUUAAAUUUGGAUUUCAAAAAUUCAAAAGGUGACGAAAAUUUUUAUAAUUGUUUAUUUUGGUAUUUCGAUGAUUUCUUAGUCAUGGUUGUAUGUGAUCCGGAUUUUGACAAAAUCUGGGAAAAAGACUACUUAAAGGAUUUAAAUUUCCAGCUGUGCCAAAGCAUGAUAUGCUUAAAAGAUGAUAUUUUCAAUUCUCAGAAGUGCGACACCAUGGAAUCUUUCGGUUACGUAGUCAAAGACAACGCCACUAACCAAAUUGACUCAUCUGUUCCAUUCGGAUCACCCAGAAUGACUUUAAACGAAAAUAUUUCAUCUUUACAGUUAGCCAUCAAUGGUAUUGAUCAGUUCAUUAACGACAACUCUAAUUCGCUAUCACUAAUUAAUUGGAAUCCAAUAGCUAUCAUGGGGGGUUUCAACAACAGCAGUAAAGGUAACAAUACUCAAGGUAGUCAAAGUGAGCUGGUUGGUAAUAAGCAAGCAUCCAAAAGGAAAUAUUUGAACUUCCUGAGUCUUAUGAACACAGAAAAAUUAUGGGAUUUACAGAUUGACGUCCUACAAUUUCUAAUUAGCUUACAAAACUCGAAAAAGGAUCCGGAAUACUUUCAAGAAGAAAGACUGCUGAAAUUAAACAAUGGAAUUUUAUGCUACAUCAGAGAAACAAAUUCGAAAUUGGUUAUCAUCAUCAAAAAUUGGUUCCAAAAUGAUGAUACUACAAAGGCUUUGAAGCAGAGAAACCAUGUUGGUUCAAAUGGUUUCAUGGAAAGUUCCUUGUUUCAAAGCUUAGGUCCAGAUGUGAUCGAUUGGUGGGAAUCUAGAGAAAUAUAA